Acipenser ruthenus (sterlet) is the source of this 3424-nucleotide messenger RNA. Its product is annotated as nyctalopin-like. Gene Ontology annotation, molecular function: protein binding. The transcript is spliced from 3 exons. The record is from RefSeq and is a predicted model, not a curated record. NCBI's taxonomy places the organism in Eukaryota, Metazoa, Chordata, Actinopteri, Acipenseriformes, Acipenseridae. The coding region runs from base 134 to 1516 and encodes 460 amino acids.
CGAAACUAAAUCCAGUCGUCCACACUCCAUGCAGUGAGCAAACAGGCUGGUAGUCAAGCACAGCAACAAGAUCUUUCCGACUUCUACUCAUCCCCAUUUAAUCCUGAAAUGCCACACGUGAAUAGACACUGUGAUGUUUUUUCUACUUGUUAAUGUCUCUUUUCUCCUGAUCCCCCCUGUCCUUGCCCCCUGGGCCUGUGCCCGUUCCUGCCCUGCUCGCUGCACCUGUACCCAGGAGCGGAGCUGCACUGUGCUGUGUGACCGCUCCAGCCUUGUUGACCUCCCCAAGGAGUUCCCCUGUGAGGCUGUGUCCAUCAACCUGGACAAGAACAUCAAAUUUCUGUCUGAGAGGGCCUUCGGUAACCUGCCUUCACUACGCUACCUGUCGCUAGACCACAACAACAUCUCCUUCAUCACGCCGGGGGCCUUCAAGGGUCUGCCCAACCUGGUGGAGCUCAAGAUGGCUCACAAUGAGUACAUCCGCUACCUGCACACCCGGACCUUCACCGCCCUCAAGCAUCUGGUCAAGCUGGACCUCUCCGACAGCAACCUCUUCAACAUGCCCGACUGCAUCUUCCUGGAACAGGUUGCCCUCAGGGAGCUCCUCUGCUUCCAGAACAACUUUCGCUGGAUCCCAGGGGCCAUCCGAGGCAUGGAGAAUCUGACACACUUCUACCUGGAGCGCAACAGGAUUGAGGCCGUGGCCUACAACUCCCUGCAGGACCUGAGCAACCUCAAGUACGUGAACCUGCAGGAAAACCACAUCAACGUCAUCCACGACCAGGCUUUCCAGGACUGCCGGUGGAUCGAGUACUUCUACCUGAACGACAACCUGUUGAGUGACCUGCCCCGGCACUCAUUCAAAGGUCUGAGGUAUCUGAAGAAGCUCAACCUGGGCGGCAACCUCUUCACCAACGUCUCCAACACCUGGUUCAGUGACAUAACAGAGCUGGAGGUGCUCUGCUUGGACAGGAACCAGCUCAUCUUCAUUGAGGAGGGAGCCUUUGAGAACCUGACCAGCCUUAUCUCCCUCCACCUCAACAGUAACAACCUGACCUCCCUGCCCUUUUUCGUCUUCCAGCCCAUCUACUUCCUGGGACGGCUCUACCUCUUUCGUAAUCCCUGGGAGUGUGAUUGCACCAUGGAGUGGCUCAAGGAGUGGAUGGAGAACUACAAGCUGGUCAGGGACAUUCCCUGUGCCUCUCCUCCCUUGGUAGCUGGGUUGGACCUCAGUGUGGUGGUCUUCACCAAGUCCUUGGAUGGUUUUUGCCUGGACCCAGCCGAGCUCAAGGUGACCUCCUUCACACCGAUGUCCACAGAGGGCCUGCACUACACCACAGAGAACAAGUUCAGCAAUGUCAUCUCCAAGCUCUUGCAACAAGAACUCAGAGAGCCUGGUAACUCCACCGAGACCUUCAGGAAUGUGUCACUGCUGGAUGGAAUAGAUGAUAAAGUGUCUGCUGGAGUCUUGCACUUCCAGACAAUGUGCUGCUGCAGGCUGUCCUGCCCUGUUUAGCUCUCUGUCUCCUCAAUCAGUGAUGUUAUGGUUGCUUUCCUGAUUGUAUGUAUCCUUAUAUGUUGAACUGUGCCAUCUUACAAACACCCCGCAGUUCAUUGCUGGAGAUCUGGCAGCACAAUGGGAAGGCAACUUUGUUUGGACCUGGCUGUUUUCUGAUGUAUCAUGUGCACCUUCCCUGCUUGCGGAUGGUAUGUUACUGAUAAAGCACACUGAUCCUUUUGAAAACUAUUGUAACUUCAUGCAUCAAUCUGUGUAAGACUGGGGGUUAGAUGCAGAAGGUCUUGCAGAUUUAGGCAGUUUAUCUGCAGCUGUUAGGUGCUGGAAAGGAAAACUACAAAAAACUGGCUGGAUGUUAAAGCCAACAAAAGUUUGUUCUGAAGCCUGAAAACUUACAAUUACGUUUGUUUAAGAAUUAAUUUGACCCGAGUGGUGCAUCCGAUAAAGGCGCUCCGCGUGGAGUACAGGAUGUGCCCUAUAGCCUGGAGAUCGCCAGUUCGAGUCCAGGUUAUUCCACUGCCGACCGUGGACGGGAGCUCCCAGGGGGCGGCACACAAUUGGCUGAACGCCACCCAGCGGGGUGGACUUAGGUCGGCCAGGGUGUUCUCGGCUCACCGCGCACCAGCGACCCCUGUAGACUGGCCGGACGCCUGCAGGCUUGCUUGUAAGCUGCCCAGAGCUGUGUUGUCCUCUGACGCUGUAGCCCUGGGUUGGCUGCAUGACGGACCUGAAGAGUGCAAAGAAGCGGUCGGCUGACGGCACACGCUUUGGAGGACAGCGUGUAUUCAACAUUACCUCUCCCGAGUCAGCGCAAGGGUGGUAGCGGUGAGCUGAGCCUAAAAAUACAUUUGAGAUUGGGAGAAAAACUGGGUAAAAUCAACUGGCAGUUACUAAAUUUAAAAAAAGAAAAAAAAAAAAAAUGUAUUGAAUUGGAUUCGGAUACACUACUUCAUCAAGCAAGGGACAUAUCCCCUGAAAAUAUAAGAAAUUAAUUAAAAGUGUUUAAUGGAUGAACACUUAAAAAUAUGACUUUAAAUAAGACCUUAUCUGACUUACAGACUAUACAAUUGAAUGUGCUUUGCAUAAGGUGUAAUAUAUAAUGAAGUUUUUAAAUAAUGCUAGACACAAUAUCCUAGUUAAAUAAGAAAGUGCCGUUCCUGUAUGUGAUUAGUGUAGGAUUCUGACAUAUUCAAUCAGGCAACCUUUUUUAAGUGCCGCAAAAACGUUUGCUUUAGCAGGUUCCUUCAUCUACCAUACAGACAAUAUGUCCUGUUUUGUUAAUUCAAUUCAAUGACUUUGGAUUUCCAAGCAAUUCAUAAAUGCAUUAAUCUUCUUUAAAUGUAAGGUUGAUCUGCUUUACACAGAGCUGCUCUAAAAGCCCUUCCCUCACUUAAACAAAUGGAGUAGAUUUAGCAUUGUGUUUCUUUCAGUUAUGGAAAUAGCUAGGAUUGAUACGAUCUUUCUCCUCUUGAAGUUUAGCACAGAACACAAAGGAAUUACGGGGACAAUUAUGGUUCGUUGUGUAUCUGUUUUUUUUAAGGCUGGAUGCAUGUAAAAGGAAAACUUGCACGUAAGAUUUAAAACUAUGUUAUUUCUUUCAUGCCUGUUUUUAGCUAAGUAGAUUUAAAUUAAUCUUGCACUUUAUAUAGCGAACAGACCCGGCCAUUUUGUUUGGUUUGCAGAAUCAUCAGAUGUUUACCACGUUAUGUAGACUUUAUAGACGCAUUGUUUUUGUAUGUGCCAUAUUUGUUGUUUAAUGUUAUUCACUCAAAUAAACAGAGAAAUAAGCCAAUUACAGAUUUUUUGUUAACCUUCUUUGGUUGUAUGUUAUGAAAUACAUAUGCAAACGUUAAAGAAAGACUGAUUUAACGCGUUAGUCUGUUUCAAUGGAUUAAAACUCAACUUGUA